This is a messenger RNA of Saccharomyces paradoxus, 774 nucleotides long. RefSeq lists its product as uncharacterized. The coding region runs from base 1 to 774 and encodes 257 amino acids. The transcript has a single exon. The record is from RefSeq and is a predicted model, not a curated record. NCBI's taxonomy places the organism in Eukaryota, Fungi, Ascomycota, Saccharomycetes, Saccharomycetales, Saccharomycetaceae.
AUGUUUGUUGAUUAUUCUGGCCUGGAGCGUUACACAGAUAUAAAUGCAUCUUUUGGCAAGUUAGUCAACACAUAUUGUUGUUUUCGGCGCUGCGAAUCCAUCAGCGAGCAAUUGGAGAUUCUAAAAAGCCUAGUGCCAAAAUGCUACGAGAUUGCAACACUCUCUGACGAAGACUUCGCCAGUGGCUGUGCUGCUGGACUGACACAGAAACUGUUCGCUAUGGCGAUGACCCUUCGCCAGAUCACAGACUGCAUUGCCAUCUUGCAGAAAUGCGACAGCAUAAUACCCAUCGAGAUCGCUAACCCAGGCAGCUUUGAGAGCGGCGCCGCGACGGCGCCGCUCCGUCAAAGCUAUGCCAGGCUCUUGGAUGACUGGACCCACUACAUGGGGCCGUCAUCGAUAAAGCAAAUGGGAUGGGCUAACCGGCUGCAAUGGAAAUUUCCCUGGCGGCAGUCACGCACUAUCAUCAUCCCCAUGUUGUUCAUUGGCGAAACUGCAAUGAGAACCAGGGAUCUAAGCUCUGUGCUGCAAGAUUGUGAGAUCAGGCACGCGAGCGAAAUGCCGCUGCAGCUACUUUGGACGUCGUCACCGGAAUUGGUGUACGCCACACCGCAGGCUGACGACAACGACAUUUGGUCGCCCUACGAGUCUAACUGCAACAUGCAGAUAGAAGACGAAGAAGAGACUUCGGAAGGGCGACAGCGCAAGUGCGUGGUGCAGUUGGAGGCACUGUUGGGCGCGCUGGCUACUACGGACCCGUUGUUCCAAUGGUAG